ACAACGGUGAAAAGACGUUCUCUUUCCGUCUUUAUCAUCACCAUCAUUUCCAAUAUUCAAUUGCGCAGUGACAGUGGGAAGUAAGAACCUAAAGGCCCCUCAAUGCGAAAAAAUGUAAAAACAUACAUCCCUUUCUUGAGUGUAUUCUGUGUAUCAGAUAUUCGAUAUAUAUCAUCGUCGAAACAAGAACAUUAUCAUUGCGGCCGACACACACAAGAACGGUGUUCUGUCAACUAAGUAGUUAGUUCCAGUUGCACUUUGAAAAUCAGAGCAUGGCGCCUCUUUUGGAGAAGCAGGACGCAGCUAGGUGUCCGGUGAUGUCGGGGCAGAUGCAGGCGCCCGAGGGUGUGCACCUUCCGCCUCUGUCUCACUUUGACGGUGCGGGCGUCAAUGGCGACCCGUCGGACGGGGCGUGUCCGUUUUUGAAAGUUUUGCAGGAGAGAGGUAUCAUCAAUGCAGAUACUGUUUACUUGCAACAAUAUAAAUAUUCGUGAUGGACUUCGCAAAGCGGAAGUCCUUCUCGCGUUUUUGUUCUGCAAAUCAAGACAAUCAAACCAGGCUGCGUGUGCGAAGAUGAACUGUUAAAUCAACAUGAACAUUAUGAGUCUACUUCAAACGUCGUAGUAGACAAUAAAAACACUGCUCCUGAUCAGGUGAACCACUUCCAGCCGGGAUUACUUUUCAGCCGGAUCCAUACUGGGCCAACGUGCAGCGCGAUAUGGACCGCGAAACCGCAAAGGAAAAGGACGGCGGCAUGACGCUAGGGGAGUGCUUCACGGGUAUUUUCAACGGUGCUAUUCUCAAGCAACUGUGUGCCGGGGGAACUACGAGCAGUCCAAGCACGGCAGCGAUAACCGGGACGGCAGCUCCCGCACCGGCACAGUCCGACGAUGGCUGUAGCAAGGGAUGCUGCGGGGACAAGCAAUGAAAAAAAAUCUAAAGCGACCAACGAAAGACAAAGUAAAGCAAAGCAUUGCAGCAGCGACUUUUUGAACGCCGAGUGAACAACUUCAUUUCUAGUGUUUCUAACAGAACUACAUGGAUAUACUGUGUUACAGUUAAUACCGAAGAAGGAACUGUGAUUAGACCGGCUGCUGUAUUGCUGUGCUAUUAUACACAUGAUGCCGGACAACAACAAAAACUAACUAGCCAGCCACAGUUUAUUUACUUUCUGAUUUCGUGAUCUUGUGAUUGUGCAGGAAGUUCUUUCCGAUAUACACCUGAGCUUCGCCUCGUAUGAUUGAUUUACUUACCAGUAUCCCCAGCAUGUUUCGACUAGGAAAAAAUGUACAAGAGCUGCUUGCAGACGGAAGAAUGGCCGGUCGGAGUUGUACUUCUUCGUCUUUCCGCGCUAAGCAUUUUGUACGAUACGAAAUCUUCAAGUAAAGAAAUUGCUGGAGCACCUCGUGCAGCUCCUUCGAAUGCAAUGGAAUGGAAAAAUUUCGGGAAGAAAAUUAUAGCGGG
Messenger RNA from Amoebophrya sp. A120, 1464 nucleotides. NCBI's taxonomy places the organism in Eukaryota, Dinophyceae, Syndiniales, Amoebophryaceae. The record is from the annotation of a GenBank genome assembly.